This is a messenger RNA of Botrytis deweyae, 5877 nucleotides long. RefSeq lists its product as uncharacterized. The coding region runs from base 1 to 5877 and encodes 1958 amino acids. The record is from RefSeq and is a predicted model, not a curated record. NCBI's taxonomy places the organism in Eukaryota, Fungi, Ascomycota, Leotiomycetes, Helotiales, Sclerotiniaceae. Gene Ontology annotation, molecular function: protein binding. The transcript is spliced from 5 exons.
AUGAAGUUCCGUAAUUGUUUGUCCCGUAGAUUCAAGCAGAAGAUUCGCCCUCGAUCUGAUGCUCAAGCGCUUGAGUCGGUUGGGGAUGAAGCUGUUGAUGGGCCUUCUCAUGGGCUUCCUGAUGCACAGCCUAAUGACAUUCUGCCCAUUAGUGUUGCUUGCUCUCCUACUCCCACUACCGUUGUUGCUGCUCCUGUGGGGCGUCAAGAUCGGAUUUCACUCUGGGUAGAAGCCCGGGAGAAACUUUGUCAAGAUCCGGAGCUUGGUAAGCUUGUUGAUAGCUAUCAACGAGAUUUGUUGGAGCAACAUCAGCUUGGUAAGUGUCAUGAUCAGACAAAUAUUUACACCUGUGGAUGGCUUAUCAAGUAUCUCGAUAAAGACAAACCCGAACAAAAAGAGGGAAGCGACGAUGAAACUCCUGCAACGGGCGACGUCGAGGCUACAUUGUCAUUUCAGAGGAUUAUCCUCGAAGACCAAGUCGAGGCUUGGAAGGCCAGUCAUCUUACUGGAAUCAACAAAGUGCUUGGUAAAAGUGUCAAGAUGAUAAUAACUGGCAAAGACUUCAUCACAACGGCGAUAUCUGGCGAUCCACAUGCCUCGUUAGCAUGGGCGGGUGUUCUAAUAUUUCUUCCAAUCCUGUUAAACCCUAUUACUCAAGACGAAGAUGCGCUCACGGGGUUUGAAGAAAUUUGCCACGUGCUGAUCCGUUCCGAAGUCGUCGAGCGUCGAUUGUGGAAGGAACCACAAAGUCAGACAAACGCAAAACUGUAUCUGCAGGACUUGAUUCGUUCAUGGCGAUUGGCCACCAUCGAUCUCUACGCUGCGAUAUUAGAGUACCAAAUUCGAUUUUCUACUCAUCUUUCAAGGAACGGAUCUACACGCUUCUUUAGAAAUUUUGUCCUGGCUGAUCCGUGGAAUGAUAUACUUCAAACUGUUCGGAAACAUCAAACAACGAUCGAUGAACAUUUGAAAUCAUUCAGCUUCGAGCUCCUAUCUGAGAUCGAUAAGACAGUCAGCUCGCUGGAAGACAGAUUGAUAGAAGUAGUUCAAAGUCAAAAUGAGAUAGUGGGAGGUCAAAAAGACUUGAUCAAGCAGGUUGCAAGCUUUGGAAAUGAUCAGGGCCAAACGAGGCAAAGUGAACUAUUACUCAAGCUAGAUCCACCUCAGGGAGCAGUUGUUAACUCGCCGGCGAAUGAGCAUGAUUCUUGCCAAGAAAAAACUCGUGUUACAGCCCUCGAGGAGAUCAAGAAAUGGCAUGACAACGCCGCAGGCCCCGCGGUCUUCUGGUUGAAAGGUGCAGCUGGAACCGGUAAAUCAACAAUAGCCCACACUGUAGCUCAAUGGAUUGACGGUCAAACCAUAUUGGGGGCGAGUUUCUUCUUCGCACGGAACAAAGAGGGUAGGGGAGAUGCUACACGAUUCUUCAGAUCGAUCGCUUUUCAAUUAGCCAGUAUUGAUCCAACGAUAAAAAGGUACAUCUGCGAGGCGAUAGAGAAAGACCAGAAUAUCGAUAAUUGGAGCUUCUCGGAUCAAUGGAAAAAGCUUGUUUGUGGUCCAUCAAAUCAAACAGAAGACAAGCGCUCCUUGCUUGUUGUAGUUGAUGCCCUCGAUGAGUGCUUGGGCAAGGAUAUUAAAAUCAUUAUGAAACUUAUUGCGGACCGAGAAGGAGACACCCGCCCCAUUCGAUUCUUCAUCACCAGUCGGCCUGAAACAGCCGUACGUAACGCUUUUCGAAUAAGAAAUGUUCCCCAAACAGACAAUGCUACUUGUUGCGAGUAUGCACUCGAUGAAAUGCACGAGGAUGAAAACGAGCAUGAUAUUCUUAUCUAUAUACGCACUCGUACAAGAGCGAUCUUGGAGGAGCACGAUGAAAUAUCUUGCCUAGAAGUAAGCGGCAGCCAACAGUGGCCGGGAGAAGAGAACAUUCGUGAGCUCGGUCGACGAUCCGGUCGUUUAUUCAUCUACGCGGCUGUUGUAUGUCGGUACAUAGAUGAAGGAAAAGAUGCCCAACAGCGCCUGGAAUUUGUGCUCAAAGGAGGUACAGGUAGCCAGUCAUCUUUACAGGCGCUUGAUAAUUUAUACAGGGAAAUUAUGGCACAAUUUUGCAGAACCAGCGCUGAAUGCCAAGAGUUUAUCAACUUAUUUAAACCUGUUGUUUGUGCCAUCGUCUCGGUUUUCGAUCCACUUUCGGAGAUUGAUUUGGCUCGCCUGCUCGACAGAAAACUUAACAAUAUCAAGGGAGCCAUGAAGCCUUUGUAUUCUGUUCUGGACAUGGCACAAAAUGUCAGUGAUAAACAAUGCGCUACCAUUAAGUUGAUGCACCAAUCGUUCCGAGACUUUCUUCUUGACCAGCAACGAUCUCUGGAUCCAUUCUGGAUCUCUGAGGAGAAGGCACACGAAGAAAUUUUUCAUCAUUGUCUCAAUAUCUUACAAAACAAGACUUUGAACGUUAAUGGUUGUAGCUUCAAGGGACUAGAAGCUGGUAUCUCCAAGCACCUCUUAAUCGAUCAUGGGCAUGUCCGGUAUGCCUGCCGUUAUUGGGUCAGCCAUCUGCAGUGCAGCGGCCUCCGUAUCAGUGAUGAUGGAGAGGCUCACCUAUUUCUACAGAAAUACUUUAUACAAUGGUUAGAGGCUUUAUGCCACCUCGGCGAGAUAACCAAGGCUAUUGACUUCAUAAGCUCACUGCAUUCACUCGUGGAGAUUGGCAAUGUAGAUACAUCAGAGUUGUCCGCGUUUCUUCAAGAUGCAAAACGUUUUAUAACCCGAAACAUAGGAAUGGUUGCUAAUUCGCCUGCUCAACUUUAUUGUUCGGCACUCGUGUUUGCUCCUGAAGAAAGCCUCGUGAAGAAAGCAUUUAAAGACCUGGUGUUACCAGGAAUCAAGAUACGAUCAAAGAUGGAACCAACAUGGUCCGCGGAAUUACAGACUCUAGACUGCGGUGGUGGCCCGUUUUCGUUAUCCGAGGAUAGUAUCUUGUUCGCAUCAUGCUGUGGGGGUGAUGUGAAAAUCUGGAAUAGGGUGACCGGAAUUCUUCAAAAUACAAUAACUGUUGACGAGAUUGCUGUUGACGCCAUCUCGUUCUCGAAAGAUGGUACGCUUUUAGCAGUUUCCGUUCCGGGAUUCGUCGAUAUAUGGAAUGCUGCCACCUGGGUGCUUCAGAGUAGACUCAGCCAUAAUCAUGUAAUUGAUGCAUGCAGGUGGCCACCCAAUUACAACCGCACAUUAUCAUUUUCAGUGGAAGAUGGUUUCCUUAUCUUUCACAAGAAAACUGAAGUCACAGUUUGGCGCCGCUGCCAAGACCACGGAACAGCUUGGAAUACUGAGUUUAACUACGAAUUUCCAAGUCGGAUUAUGAAUCUAGCAAACGAAUAUUCAAAUUCGAGAGUUCUAUCGGCAGAAUUUCUGCCGGAUCUUCAAUUACUUCUGGCCAUCGGUACUGACUUAACCAUUGAAUUUUGGAGGGUCGAAAAUGGGGAUUGGAUUUCUCUUGGCCAAAUAUGGGGCUGCAACUGCAUAUUAUCUCCAAAUGGAAGCUCAGCGGUAGUCGUCAGCUGGGUCCAAGAGAUUUGUGUUUGGAAUCUCACUACAGCAACUCUGUGUCAGAAACACACGUUGAAAGAUCAUUCAUAUCUCCAGAGAGGGAAUCGAUGGACUGGAAUGACAUUUUCCAAAAAUGGGAAGUAUUUUGCAUUAAUAUCGACUUCAACAACGAUAGAGAUUUGGAAUUCUAUUGACUGGACUCUUCAGACAACAUUAGAUUACCAUUUUAUUCCUUCAUCCGUGUCAUUUUCACGUGACAAUAAACUGUUGGCUCUUUGUUCGAGAGACGGUGUGGUUGGAUUUUGGGAUCUGGCCGUGACAAUCCUUCAGGAGGAUCUAGAAUCCCAUUCACAGAGUUUGAAAACUGUCAACUUCUCUCCCAAUGGAAAUGUAAUAGUCUGUGAAGCUAGUGAGGGGACUACCCAGCUUCGAGAUUCUAUCAUGUGGACUGUGAAGCAAACCUUGGAAUGUCCAAGAAGCGCUGUAUCACAACUCUCGAGAUAUUAUGAUGACUUUGUAGUAGGAUCUAUACCUAUUGAUCUAUGGAAGCACGAAACCAGGCUUGAGGAGCACGAGAGUGUCGAUAAAAUUCUUCCAUGGACUCAUCACAAGUCCUUUAGCGAUAAUGGCAGGAGGUCAUGCGUGGGUUUAGCGCUAGCAGUCUCGCCAAAUACCGGAUUGGUUGCCAUCAGCGACUGUCAUGAGCGGGUUGGCCUUUUUAAUACUAACAAUGGGGCCCAAAUUGAGUUACAUAUAGGUGCCGCCUAUCCCCGCAUCUGUUACGAUAGCAAGUACCUUGCAUUUUCACUUGACAGCAAGAUUCUGGCACUGGGUUCUUGGUACGGUGAUAUUCAUCUUUGGGAAACUGCAACUGCCCUGGAACGUUUCCCACAGACUUUGGAGUCCUCGCUCAGCUCGAAGGAUGCAAUAGUAGCAAUUUCUUCAGAUGGUCAAAUAGCAGCACUAAUUUCAAACGACAAUACUAUAGAUAUCUGGUGCCAUGUUAGAGCCCACAAUCCUAAGUGGGUUCAUAUACAGAAUCUAACACACAAUUCUGAAAAGCUCUGCGCAAUGGCAUUAUCAUCAGAUGGUAGCAUACUAGUGACUGCCUCCAUUGAUCAAUGUAUCAUGGUCUGGUGCUCCACGAUGGAAAAACCUUGUUGUUGGUUUCUACAACAAACCCUAUCAGAUGGCAUCAAUGAUUCAAUCACGAGGGUAGAAAUUUCAUCGAGCGGUAAGAAGAUAAUGGCAGUGUGUGGGACAAUACAGAUCUGGAAUCGCAUAGAAGAACGACCGCCUAUAUGGGUUUCUACAAGAAAGUCACCAAUUAAGGGAGGUUUUGGACCAAUGAUCCUAGCAGUACUGUCGCCAAAUGGUGGUUCUGUUGCUGCUGGUUAUGAGAAUGGAGAUAUCGCCAUAUGGGAUAUAGCCUUCACAGAAACCCAACAGAUACACAAAGAAAAGGAAGCGCCACCAUGCUUUAGAUCUUUCACGUCACUGGCAUAUUCGCCUGAUAGUAUUUUCUUGGUGACGAGUCGCAAAGGGGGAACGGUGACGGUGUGGGAACCUACUCCUGAAACACACGACAUUCAAUGCCGUUAUAACUACAGAUUGUAUCCGGAGGAAAUCUGUCCAACCAAAAUCAUAAUUUCACCCGAUAAUAAAUUAUUUAUUCUGGGCUUCAGUGACGGCACUAUUAGGAUACUCAGCAUCGUUUCUCAGCAGCUUGUUUGCACACAGGCAUUGGUCGAGUAUUAUGGAAACGUUGAAGCAAUAUCUGUUUUCCCAGAUUCUGAGCAAUUAGUGGUGGUUUACUCAUUCGAAAACGACAUCACAAUCUCAUGUGCCCGUCUACGACAUAUACAAACACUAUCUCAACCAUGUGGAGCACAAAACCGAGUCUACUGCGUGACAGCAGUUGCGUUCUCAUCUGAUAGUCGUGUACUAGUAUCAAGCAACAAAAUUUCUAUGUUUGGCAAUGCUACCAUCAGGGUUUGGGGCCGUUCAGAAACAGAACACUCUGCAUGGACUUUGCAGCAGACCUUUGACAUAAAUACAGAGUGCAACAAGCUAGUUCUUUCUCAAGAUCAUCAAUAUUUUCAAACGGAUAAAGGACCUCUUUGGGUUGAUCCUCUCUUCAUGGGUGGUUCAUCUCCAAAGCGAACUAUCUUGAGUAAUAUCCAGGUCAAGCGGGAUCGUAUAGAAUGGGGAUCGGCGGACAACCGAAAGGUGAUGCUGUUUCUGCCCAAUCAUAGACCGACUUCCUGUGACGUCUAUGAUAAUAAUAUCGUUAUGGUUAAUGAGUCUGGUAGAGCUACCUUUAUGGAACUCACAUAA